UGGUCCAGGGACGGGGGACGAGCGGCGUCGAGGGGGCAACCGGCAUUUCUCUAGCCACGAUGCCGAUCCUGUCGCACGCUGGGUCCGUGGUCUUCGCUCGGCCUGGUCGUCGGAUCACGAUCCGACGGCGGUGGGCGCCGGAUAGAAGGUUGCGGUGGCUGGUGACCUCGGCAUGGGCGAUGAAAAAAGAUGUGGCCCGAGGAGGCUACGGAUCAGAGGGGAGAGGACGACGAUGGUGCCGUUGGGGAUGGGAUGCUGUGAUCAUCACGUGGGCAUGGGGCGGAUGGAAUGUAGAGAGACGGGUGGGACAGGGAUAGGCAUGCUUGGCCUUGAGGGGGGAUGUCCUUGGACAUCCAUCUUUGAACCUGGACUAGGAAGAAUACCUGGCUGCCGAUGGCUCAGAAUAAGGAUGAGUAUGAUGGGCGUAAAAAUGGUACGUCUUCUGCUGCUGGUUCGUCCGCAUCUCAACUAGUUGUAAUCUGAUCCACCAUGACUCAGAACAUGCUGCCUAAUUACAAUGAGCAUGAGAAAACUAUUUCUGUAAGCAAAUCAUGUAGUAGUUUACAUCUACCUGUGUCUGCUAAUCCUGUGUGUCGUAGGGUUGUGAUGGUGUUGCCUCUACUGUCAAGUAUGAGGGAGUGGAAUGCAAAGAUUAAGAGACAUAGAAAGAAGUAACAAACAUCACAAACACGAUUCCCCUGUUAAGAAAGAGAUCCAUGUCGCAGGACUUGCUAAAGGUCAGGGAUGAUGAAGACUGAUGUUAUCAUGGUUCUGUUGUUGGGGUCUGAUUUGGUUUUGGGGACUUGGGGUUAAUCUUUUGGUGCAUAUGGUUGUCUUAUACAUGAACACAAUCAAAUUCUGGGAGUCUUGCGUUUAUUUAUCCUACUUUUGAUCAUGAUAUCAUCUUUUGAUACUCUAAAAAGGAGAACAUAAAUGAGAUAGGUAACAUUCUGGAUGAGGUCAAAGCAAACAGAAACUUUUGAUGGCAUCUCAAAGAACACACAAGGAUCAAAAUGCAAAUACUAAGAUCGAAUCUCUUGUUGUUCAAACAAUCACCAUUUCAUUUUAGGUUGCACACCAAGAUUGAUGAUCCCAAGUUUUGACUUCUAUCAGCUGUUCAUUUGUCACUUCGGUAGGCUUCCUGAAUCAAAUUUCCAUUGAGUCAAUUUACUUCUCAUGGUUUAAAGCAAACUCCAGCUGCAGAGUCAAACAAGGAAGUUGCAAUUCUCUUCCUGAGUUCCUGUUGCAGAGUCAAUUUACUUGUUGUUGGCGUUCUGAGCUAAAUUGUUCUCAUCAUGAAGACAAUGGCAGGUCUUCACUUCCUGGAAGCCUCUGCUUUCUUGUUUCCGAUCUUUCUACAUUCAUUCAAAUGAUCGAUCAGGUCAGAACCUUCUUGGUUGGUCAAUGCCAGCAAUCAAGUGGGGCAUGCCUGGAUCAGUAUGUUGGACUAAUCCCUUGCACUGCUAUGAGAAGAGUCCAAUAAGGCUGCUACGAUCAAAGUCAAGGACAUGGUGCAGGGGUCAUUUUGCUUGUCAUGCACUCUUCUUGCACUGUCUUCUUGUGACAUUCUGUGGUUUGAUGUUCUGAGACCAGUCUAACAGUUUGGAUUCUUCUUUAGCAUUUGUGAACAAAACAGGGCAAGUUAGCACCCACCAACUACAAUUUGAUCACUGCUUAAAUUAUGGAGUUCAAAAUCUGCAAGCAGUUUCAAGUCCCUUCAUAGAGAGGAAAGAAAGCAAAAAGAAGAAAUCCUAGCUAUCUACUUGCAAGAAUCUCAAAUGCAUAAAGGUUCACAAAAAGAAGCUGCAGACUGAUGGUGAGGCUACUACCGUACGUUGCAAUCUUCUUGUUAUCAUCUCUAUCUCUUCUACUGCUUGGUGCUUCAGAUGACAGGCUCACUCCCGGGGAAUUCAUCUCCCUGAAUGAGACUUUGGUCUCCGAUGCUGGAGAAUUUGUGUUCGGCUUCUUCUCUCCUACAAAUUCCACUGGUGAUUUCUAUGCUGGGGUGUGGUACAACAUCCCUCAGAGGACGGUCAUAUGGGUUGCCAACAGAGAGCAGCCGAUCAAUGAUUCCUCUGCGACUCUUCGAAUCUCUGAUGACAGCAACCUCGUCAUCAUGGACUCAGAAGGAGGCAUCUUCUGGUCAUCAAAUUUAUCAGGCUUUGGCACACCAGGCAAUGACACAGCAGCAGUGCUGCUCAACUCAGGAAGUCUGGUUCUUAGAGCAAACAGUCAUAAUAUAUUGUGGCAGAGCUUUGAUCAUCCUACGGACACCUUCGUUCCAGGUAUGAAGAUCCAGUACAAUUUCGGCAAACACUCAGCCAGGUACAUUACAUCUUGGAAGGACGCAAAUGACCCCUCACCAGGGAAUUUCUCCCUUGGCAUUGGUUCCAGCACUGCUGCCCAGCUCCUGAUUUGGUCGGGGACAAAGCCCUACUGGAGAAGCCAAGUGUGGAUUGGGAAAAUAUUCACUGGAUCACGAGCAAUCAACACCACCGCUGUGGCAUACUUAACAGUGCUAGAAGAUGAUGAUGAGAUCGGCAUCACAUUAAGUGUCUCAGAUGCAUCAUUGUAUAUUAGAUACACAUUAAACUAUUUAGGACAGAUUGAGUUACUGAUUUGGGAUAAUAGUUCCAAGAAUUGGACAAAGUACUCAUCUGUGCCAAAUGACAAGUGCGAAACAUAUGGAUGGUGCGGUCAAUUCGCGUAUUGUGAUAGUACUGAAUCAGUGCCAGCAUGCAAAUGUAUGGAAGGAUUUAAGCCCAAGGUUCAGAGUGACUGGGAGAAUGGGAACUUCUCGGCUGGUUGCACCAGAAAGAAGGCAUUGAGGUGUGGUGAUGGUGAUGGAUUUCUGAGAGUUGAAGGCAUGAAAUUGCCAGACCAUGUUGUGUUUCUUAGGAACAGAAACAUCGGAGACUGCAGAACUGCAUGCCUAACCAAUUGUUCCUGUACAGCUUAUGCUUAUUCUGAUGUGACAACGGGAAACGAAACGUUCUCAGGGUGCUUGAUUUGGGUGGGAGAGUUGAUAGAUACUGAGAUGGUAAGCAGUGGUGGGGAGGAUCUCUAUUUGCGCCUAAUGGAUAUUAGUUUAGGUGUAUUCAAGGAUCGAAAGAAAGGAAAUCUACUAAGUGAUCUGAGCUCAGGGACAGACUUUGCAAAUAACAUAUCUGGCUCGAACGAAUUCAUAGAAAGGCAGCCUCAUCAAGGUCCAGAACUUCCGCUAAUUGGUUUUGAGAACAUACUCUUUGCCACAAACAAUUUCUCCGAUUCAAAUAAGCUGGGACAAGGAGGUUUUGGCAUAGUUUACAAGGGAAACCUACCAGGAGGACAAGAGAUUGCUGUUAAAAGACUCUUGAGAGGAUCUAGGCAAGGUUUGGAGGAGUUCAAAAAUGAGGUCAUUUUGAUUGCCAAGUUACAGCACAGGAACUUAGUCAAGCUUAUUGCUUGCUGUAUCCAUGGGGAAGAGAAGCUACUGGUCUAUGAGUACAUGCCCAACAAAAGUUUGGAUUUCUUCCUCUUUGAUCCAACACAGAAAGCAAAGCUUGACUGGGGAAAGCGAUUCAACAUAAUCAAGGGGAUCGCUCGAGCACUUUUGUAUCUACACCAGGACUCGAGGCUUCGUAUAAUUCAUCGGGAUCUUAAAGCCAGCAACAUUCUGCUAGAUGCAGAGAUGAAUCCAAAGAUAUCUGACUUUGGUAUGGCAAGAAUUUUUGGUGGCAACCAGGAUGAAGCAAGCACAAACAGAGUCGUCGGAACAUACGGUUACAUGUCUCCUGAGUACGCAAUGGAGGGCCUCUUUUCCGUGAAGUCUGAUGUCUACAGCUACGGAGUGCUCUUGUUGGAGAUUGUGAGCGGCUUUCGGAACAGCAGCUUUCACUUAAUCAUGGACUUCCCAAACCUUCUAGCUUACGCAUGGGAACUCUGGAACGAAGGCAAGGAAAAUGACUACGUCGAUUCAUCCAUCGCCGACACAUGCUCUCCGACCGAGGUGUUGAGAAGCAUCCAUGUGGGCCUCCUGUGCGUGCAAGAUAGCCCGAACGAUCGGCCAGCCAUGUCUUCGGUUGUCUUCAUGCUGGAAAACGAGGAAGCCACAAUCUCUGCAGCACCCAAACAGCCCAUCUUUACAAUUCAAAGAAACCUGAAUCCAGAUAUAGGUCAUCCACCAGAUGACACCUACCUGGUGUAUUCUUACAACAACAUGACCGUCACAGCUGCAGAAGGACGCUAGAGACCCAUCUCAAAAUAUGUUGAGCAGAGACACCAACAAGCAAGCAGAGGUCUAUUAUGUAGAAAAUUCACUUGUUUGUGAAUCUAUCGCGGUGUAUUGUUUGACAUCGCAUUCUGCCUUCAGGUCUGACAAAUGACAGCCACAACAUGAUGGGACUGUCGACGUUAUCACAACUUGCAGUAGUGACUUUGACAAAAGAUUGUCAUUGAGGUAUUAUAUAUAGUUCGAGACACUUGUGACGGAAUAUUUGAUGUGAUUUCUUUAUUUGAUUUGAUAUAAUUUUAGCUUAAUUAAA
Musa acuminata AAA Group (dessert banana) is the source of this 4523-nucleotide messenger RNA. Its product is annotated as G-type lectin S-receptor-like serine/threonine-protein kinase At1g11300. Gene Ontology annotation, molecular function: protein serine/threonine kinase activity; ATP binding. NCBI's taxonomy places the organism in Eukaryota, Viridiplantae, Streptophyta, Magnoliopsida, Zingiberales, Musaceae. The coding region runs from base 1814 to 4228 and encodes 804 amino acids. Gene Ontology annotation, biological process: protein phosphorylation; recognition of pollen. The record is from RefSeq and is a predicted model, not a curated record. The transcript is spliced from 6 exons.